GCGACUUUGAGGUAAUCGGGGUAAACAGAAAAGAUGGCGGCGUCUGUCGCCGGAGAGAGCCUGUCCAGCCCGACCGGGACCAGGACCGCCAGCGGCAGUGAUGCCGGGGGCGCAAAUCGCAACCACCGCGGCGACAAGUUAACCGACUUGCCCACCGAGUUGUUGGAACACAUUUUGUGCUUGCCGGUGCUCGAACACGUCGACAUUUGUAAUGUGUCCUGCUGCUGCCUGCGCCUGCGCGACGUUUGCCACGGCCGAGGGAAGGUGUGGGGACACCAGUACAAACUCAGAUGGCCGCGACUGCAGAGGUUUUACCCGCAGAACGAGAGCUGCGACUGGCUGCGCGAGUACAAAACGCGCCAUCGGGUGGGCAUCCAGAUCCGGAGGACGGUGGGGUCCAUCUCCAAGCGCUUCUUUAUGGAAGUGCCAUGCAUCGGCCAGGUGCUGGGCGACACCUUCGCCGAGAUCGAGUCGCUGGGGAUGCCCGAACAUUUCUGCGAGGACGAGCUGCUCUUUAUCCUGCAAGCUGAAAAGAGGAAAAGCCUGACGUUGAAGUACUAUGCAAAGAAGAUCCUUUACUUCCUGAGACAGCAGAACAUCCUACGCGCGCUCAAGAGCUUCCUCGAGCAGCCGCCCGAGCAGCAGUCGGCGCUCGCGGGUGCCGUCCUGGUAGACCGCUACUGCAAUCCGCUGGCCGACGUCACGCUGGACGGGAUAUCGGCGCAGCUGGACGACAUGGCGGAGAAGGUCAAGAAGACGCUGCGGGUGAAGAAUCCAUCCCACCCCAGCCUUCGCGUGGCUCCAGGGGGCGAGCGACUUCCGUUGGAGGACUUGGAGCUCCAGCGGCAGGUGGUCUGCGCCCUCAACGCCGUCUUGUACGAGCAGCUACAGUACAAGGGUGACCAAUUGGACUACUACAACCCGCUCAACUCCUACAUCCACCAGGUGCUGCUCCGCCGCAAGGGCAUCCCCAUAAGCCUCUCGGUGGUCUACAUGACGCUGGCCCGGAAAUUGGGCGUCAAGCUGGAGCCGGUCAACUUCCCCAGCCACUUCCUGCUGCGCUGGUGCCAAAAGCAACGCGGGAGCGACGACAUCUACGACUACGUGUACAUCGACGCCUUCGGAAAAGGCAAGCAGAUGACGGCCAAAGAGUGCGAGUACCUCAUCGGGCACCAGGCCAGCGCCGACUACUACGGCGGCAUCGGGACCACCGACGUCUUGCUCAGGAUGGUGGGAAACCUGCUCAACAUCGGCAAACGGGGGGAAAGUAGCGAGAAGUCGUACCAGCUCCUGAGGGACACGCUGGACCUCUUCCUCACCAUCAACCCCGACAACGUUCCCUACCUUCUGCUGCAGGCCAGGCUCUACUUCCACCUGGGCAUCUGGCCCGAAAAGGUUCUGGACAUCCUGCAGCACAUCCAGGCGCUGGACCCGUCCCAGCACGGCGCGGUGGGUUACCUGGUGCAGCACACGCUGGAGCACAUCCAGCACAAGAAGCAUCCCGCCGCGCCCGAGGUCAAGCGGCGCGGGGCGGCCGAACACCGGGACGUCCGCUACUCCGUCGGGCUCGUCAUGAAACACAAAAGGUCGGGUUACAACUGCGUCAUCUACGGCUGGGACCCCAAGUGCACCAUGAACCAGGAGUGGAUCACCACCAUGAGGGUCCACCAGCUGCCCGACGGCGCCGAGCAGCCCUUCUACAACGUCCUGGUGCAGGAUGGCACCUGCCGAUACGCAGCGCAAGAGAACCUGGAGCCCCACUCGGACCCCCUGGAGAUCGGGCAUCCCGAGGUGGGCCGCUAUUUCUGCGAAUUCGCCCGCACGCACUACGUGGCCAACGACGAGCUGCGAACGCGCUACCCCGAUGACUCGGACCAGACGGAGGAGACGGCGCGCCACCUCUACCCGCACGCGCGCCCGCCCACGCCCAUGUAGCCGCCGCGUUUGCCGUUUGCGUCCCAACGUGGAGAUGGGGAAAGCUUGCCGGACACUUUAUAAGGUACACCCGCACUGGCUCGUGACGUUUUUUGCUUAUGAAGAUCACAUUUACUAUUAAUGUAAAAAAAAAUUAAUAAAUCAUGAUCUUAAUUGUGAUCCUGGAGGGAAAUUCAAUGAUUAGUUAUAUUAAUUUAAAAAAACAGGUUCACUUCAUUAUAGUGCAAAACUUGAAAUGUACAGUAUAUGCUCAAGUGUAGAAAUAAAUUGGUCAUUCUUCAUUAUUUCAGUUGUGAUCCUGAGGAGAAUUUCACCGAUUAUCAUGACUAAUUAAAUGUUUUAAAAAUAAAUAAAAAUAAAUAGGAGUAGUCCUGAAGGAAAUUCCAGAAUCGUAGUUAAUUGUAUACAUGUGAAACAGUAUAUAAAUAAUUGUAUAUCUUUUUUAUUAUUUUCAUUGUAAUUUCUGGAAGCAAAUUCUAGGAUUAGAAGAAGUGUAAUGAUUUUUU
Hippocampus zosterae (dwarf seahorse) is the source of this 2441-nucleotide messenger RNA. RefSeq names its product F-box protein 21 (gene fbxo21). The transcript has 12 exons. The coding region runs from base 34 to 1935 and encodes 633 amino acids. The record is from RefSeq and is a predicted model, not a curated record. NCBI's taxonomy places the organism in Eukaryota, Metazoa, Chordata, Actinopteri, Syngnathiformes, Syngnathidae. Gene Ontology annotation, molecular function: DNA binding; protein binding.